Molecule: messenger RNA, 1560 nt
Organism: Colletotrichum graminicola M1.001
Lineage: Eukaryota; Fungi; Ascomycota; Sordariomycetes; Glomerellales; Glomerellaceae
Exons: 1
Coding region: 1-1560 (519 amino acids)
Source: RefSeq, a predicted model, not a curated record
AUGCCGACAGAUAGCAUGGAGCCCCGGAUCAUACCCCAUCAGUUGCCGCCUGGUAUGGAGAUUGCCAUCCCGCCAGGAGGCGAGCUGCCUCCUCAACAACCAAUGGGCACAUAUGGGAAGAAGCCGCUUCCACCGCUGCCUCCUAUACUACCAGGCUUACGCCGUCAGCUUUCGGCCUACUCGUUCAUCUCGGCCAUGUCAGGUGCAUCAAAAACGACGACAGGAGAUUCAUCGAGGUCACGAAGCCGCGAGAGGGCAACGCCGUCGCCGUCGCCGUCACCAUUGACAAAUGACGAAAUUGAGCAACUUGAGAACGAUAUCAACGCAAUCCUCAUUCAGCACACACCGACGCCCACCUCACGGAGACUAUCGGAAAACCGAAGCUGCUCGCCCUACAACCGCCGGCCAGAGUCCGAGAUUAAGAGCUUCGCCGCUCGACGCCUGUCAACUCCGAUAACGAGCUACUGCACCCUUCACCAGUCAUCCGUUAAGAUAAAACAGAUAACCGGGCUCGACCUCGAGUACAAAGGCAUCAAGAAAGCCCCACCCCGGCCGCCGCGAUCACCCAUAGCACCAGACAUGGCGAUCCUCGCGACCCCCGACAACUCCGGCAGCGUCCACAGCGCGGAGAAGCCGAUCUCGGCAUCGGAACCGGCUCGGACGCUGAACAUGAUUGACGACGAUGACAACGACGACGACGACGACGACGACGAGGACGAUGAGUCGGAUGCGGAAAGUGUCGAAUGGGACUUCAGCCCCACUGCACGGAGGCGCAUCCCGUCGUGGAUACCGGCGUCGCCGGUGCCACCCCGGGUGGAGAUUUCCGACUUUGACCAAGCAAGUCCGCGCCGCCGCGACUCGGAAAUCGGACCGCUGAGGUCACCGGGCAUGCACCAUUUCGAAACGCUCCCUGCCCGACGGAAUAACCACAUGGAGGUUAGCUACGUGGGAGCCAAGGAUCUGUACCAUGCAACGGCGACAUCGAUCGCAAACUCGACACAGAAGAAGUUGGCAAUGGCACAAGCUAGCAUCGACGCAACACAAGAUUCGGGCCUGCCGCCCAAGACCAAGAUGAGCUUCGCGGCCAAGGUGCUCCAGUCCGGCAGGAAGCGGCCGCCCGUGGGCAUCAACACCAUGCCGCAGUCGCCGUUGUCCCUGGUUGCCUCGACAAGCUCCAGCACGAGCAAGCAGUCGCCGGAAUCGGGACGGCCGGACAUGCACGCUCACUCGAUGGAUGACGACCGUAUGCGGGCCAAGUACUCGGACACGCUGUUCCGCGUCUUCGGGCGGAGCGGCGAGCACCGGAGAGCGGCCUCGGCGGACGACACGUCGCCCGACGACGCUUCGCCUCUGGCGACUCUUUCGGAAGCCGGCAGCGCGGUAUCAACUCUCGCGGUGCCGGACUCGCCCUUGAGCAAGAUGGGCAGCCGGCUAUCGGUUCAGGUUAUAGCGGCGCAGUUCAAGAAGACGGCCAGCUCAAUGGUGCUAUCAAAGGACGAGCGGCGGAGGGAGAAUCUCAGACAGAGCAUCCGGGUAAUACCGGAGGGGGGCUCGCUUUAG